GAGAGAGAGAGAGAGCGAGCCUGUGCACUUCAAGGAGUACUUUUGCAUGUUUGUGGAGCCGGGAGUAGCAGUCACUCGCAGGGCAGCGUCCAUGCAGUGCCAGGACGCAGCCGUGUCCGCUCUGAGCUGGGCUCUGGUGGUCGGAGGGGCGCUCUACCUGUGGCAUCAGACCCGGAGCCCCGCCCAGUACGGCCGCUAUGCGUCGAAGCGGAGCCGCUGCUGUUCGGCCAGACUCGGCUGGUUCCUGCAGGAGCUUCCGUCCUUCCUGCUGCCGCUGGUGCUGCUGCUCCGGGCCGACGGGACGGGUUCGCGUGCGGGGACCGGCAGGACGCUGCUGCUGUGCACCUUCACGCUGCACUACUUCCACAGGACUUUUAUCUACGCCUUCCUGACCAGAGGACGCCCCAUCCCUGUGCGCAUUGUCGCGUCUUCCGCCAUCUUCUGCUCGCUCAACGGCUUCCUGCAGGGACACCAGCUGCUGCACUGCAGCCGCUUUGAGCACACCUGGCAGACGGACGCCCGCCUGGCCGCAGGUCUUCUUGUGUUUGUUGUUGGAAUGGCCAUCAACAUCCACAGUGACCACAUCCUGCGCAGCCUGAGGAAACCCAGAGAAAGCGUCUACAGGAUCCCCUAUGGGGGGAUGUUUGAGCUGGUGUCUGGUGCCAACUUCUUUGGGGAGAUCGUGGAGUGGUGUGGUUUCGCUUUAGCCGCCUGGUCUUUACCAGCCUUCGCCUUUGCUUUCUUCACCGGCUGCUCCAUUGGACCCAGAGCCUAUCAACAUCACCGGUACCAAUGUAAAAAAUUGACCCAGUCUGAUCUUCUGGGCCGGCCUGUUUUGAAUGUGUUUGUGUUUCAGAGACUACCUGAGAAGGUUCCAGCACUACCCUCACUGCAGGAAAGCCCUCAUUCCCUACUUACUGUGACAACGCUGAGGAAGCUUCUCGCUCCUCUUCUCCUUCCACGAAAUGUAGAAGCCAGGUAUUAGUCUGAGCCCACCACACGUACUCCUUCAGGUUACCUAAUGUUUACCUUAGAAUCAACUAACCGAACAGCUCGUGCUGUUCUGAACACAUUGACCCUGAGAACACACAAAUUUGUGUUCUCAGAGUCCAACCUGAGUCCAGAAACUAAACCUGCAGCAGCAGCUUCACGUGGUGGCGCCUUGGUUUCAUUGUUGUUUGCCUCAGGCUCUUGUUUUUAUUUAGAUUAAAUGUUUGGAUUUUAUCACUGCUGUGUUUUAUUGUGACAAUAAUUGUGCUGUUUUAAAAACAUGAACUAAAUAAAAGAUUUGGAACAGAA
This is a messenger RNA of Betta splendens (Siamese fighting fish), 1299 nucleotides long. Its product is annotated as 3-oxo-5-alpha-steroid 4-dehydrogenase 2-like. Gene Ontology annotation, molecular function: 3-oxo-5-alpha-steroid 4-dehydrogenase activity. Bases 47 to 985 code for a protein of 312 amino acids. NCBI's taxonomy places the organism in Eukaryota, Metazoa, Chordata, Actinopteri, Anabantiformes, Osphronemidae. The record is from RefSeq and is a predicted model, not a curated record. Gene Ontology annotation, cellular component: membrane. The transcript has 4 exons. Gene Ontology annotation, biological process: steroid biosynthetic process.